GUGAACCUUUAGCGCCGUAAAAGUACGUGGCAGACAGCUUCAACAUGGAGUUAGCCGCUCUGGUCGCCUUGACUCUGUUGCUGGGGGCGCUGGUAGUGCUGGUGGCGCUGGCGGUGGGCAAACGGAAGGAGGAGAUCCAGGAGGAAACGGAGCAGGCCGCGGAGUUUGCCGCUGAAGGGAAUGUUGUGAAGGGCCCUCCAUCCAAGAAGCAGAAGCAGGAGAAGCAGCGCGCCCGCAAAGACAAACCCUCGCAGCACACGUUCAACCAUCCGCUGCUGGCAUCCUCGCUGAAGAGCCACAGUGGGAAUGUGACUUGCCUCGAUUUCAGCAGUAAUGGGAAAUACCUGGCGUCCUGCGCAGACGACCGGACCGUCCGGAUCUGGAGCACCAAAGACUUCCUGGACCGGGAACACAAGUGUUUCAGAGCCAACGUGGAGCUGGAUCACGCGACACUGGUCCGCUUCAGUCCAGACUCCAAGGCGUUCAUCACGUGGCUGGCCAACGGAGACACCAUUCGGAUCUUCAAGAUGAUGAAGAAGGACGACGGCACUUUUACCUUCAAAGCUGCAGCGGAGGAUUUCCCUCAGAAGCACAAAGCUCCCAUCCUCAACAUUGGCAUCGCAGAGACUGGUAAGUUCAUCAUGAGCGCAUCGACUGACACCAGCAUCCACAUCUGGGACCUGAAAGGAGAAGUGCUGGCCUCCAUCAACACCAACCAGAUGACCAAUUCUUAUGCUGCCAUCUCCCCGUGUGGCAGGUUCGUGGCGUCUUGUGGUUUCACUCCGGACGUGAAGGUGUGGGAAGUCUGCUUCGGGAAAACAGGAGAGUUCAGAGAGGUGACGCGAGCCUUCGACCUGAAGGGCCACUCUGCAGGCGUCCAUUCGUUCGCCUUCUCCAACAACUCUCACAGAAUGGUGACGGUCUCCAAAGACGGCACGUGGAAGCUGUGGAACACCGACGUGGAGUACAAGAAGCAGCAGGACCCGUACCUGCUGAAGACCGUCCCCUGCUCGUCCUCCGACGGCAGCCGGGUGGCGCUGUCCCCGGACGGCCGGGUGCUGGCCGUCAGCGACGGCCGCGACGUGGCCAUGUACGACGCCGCCAGCGGCCGGCUGGAGGAGGAGCUGCGCGGCGUCCACGCCACCGAGAUCACCGACCUCAGAUUUGACAUUAACGGCCGCUUCCUGGUGUGCAGCGGCGACAAGGCCAUCAGGGUGUUUCACAACGCGCCGGGCUACCGUGCGGCCAUCGGGGACAUGCAGGACAUGCUGAAGAAGGCACAGAACGAGGCCAUGAAGCAGAGACUGCAGCAGCAGAUCAAAGAGGCGCAGAGCGCUCUGGACGCCGUGCUCGCCGCUGCUCCCAGCGAGUAGAACUCUCGGCUUCAGCCUCGGACUGGUAGUGUUUUUAUUUCCCUGCAGUGUCGACGACUCUCUCUGCUGCUCAGCGAUCCGGACGGAGCAAUGAUCUGAACCGCAUGCCGUUUGAAUAAAGAAUAUCUUUUUAUGGAGCGGUCACAUGA
Messenger RNA from Salarias fasciatus (jewelled blenny), 1522 nucleotides. RefSeq names its product transducin beta like 2 (gene tbl2). Gene Ontology annotation, molecular function: protein binding. The transcript has 7 exons. Gene Ontology annotation, cellular component: endoplasmic reticulum. The record is from RefSeq and is a predicted model, not a curated record. Bases 45 to 1373 code for a protein of 442 amino acids. NCBI's taxonomy places the organism in Eukaryota, Metazoa, Chordata, Actinopteri, Blenniiformes, Blenniidae. Gene Ontology annotation, biological process: endoplasmic reticulum unfolded protein response.